This is a messenger RNA of Phascolarctos cinereus (koala), 7850 nucleotides long. Lineage: Eukaryota; Metazoa; Chordata; Mammalia; Diprotodontia; Phascolarctidae. The record is from RefSeq and is a predicted model, not a curated record.
CAAAUGCUGCAGGAAACCCACAGACGCUUUAUGGCGUCUUUGUGCUCAGAUUGGCAGCUUCUUGCCCCCCUCCCAUUCCCUUUCAUUCAUUACCCUACCUUCUCAACCCCCCCCCCCCUAACAUUUUAGGGGCUGGAGUGGAGGUGGAAGGAGGCGGGGGGGGGGGCACGGUGCAAUAAAGAGAAACCACUGCAGACAACUCAAGUCAGACCUUGCAGCGGCGAGCGGCUGAGCCCCGGAGCCCGGGCCUGCGCGCGCCGGGUAGGGCGCGGGCUGGGAGCAGGGGGGCGUGGGGAGCGGUCGGUGCCCGGAGGAGGGGCGGCGGCGGCGGCGGCGGCGGGAGCUGCAGCUGCUGCAGUGUCCGCUCUGGAGGGCGAGAGAGAGACAGAGGCAGGAGACUGCGCAGCCCCGAAGAGGCCGUGCCCGUGCCCGUGCCCGCGCCCGCCACGGCAGAACUGCGGCAAACACCCAGGAUCAUCUUUGUCAUUGUUCAAGACUCUUCCUCUAUCCCAUAGUUGUGAAAGGUAUAAGGACCAUACUUGUCUCACUGAAGGACUUUGAUACAACUCUGAAACAUUGUACCUAAAUAGAAUUGGCUUGGUGGACAGUGCUGGACUUGGAGUCAGGAAGGCCUGGGUUCGAACCUUGCCUCUGACACUUCCUAGCUGUGUGACCAUGGGUGGCUCAGCGAUGACUAUGGCAAGAUACAGGCCUACGUGGGACUUGGCCCUGGAUCCCUUGGUGUCUUGUAAACUCUGUCUUGGGGAAUAUCCUUUGGAGCAGAUGACAACAAUAGCCCAGUGCCAAUGCAUCUUCUGUACCCUGUGCCUGAAACAGUAUGUUGAGCUGUUGAUCAAAGAAGGACUAGAAACUGCGAUUAGCUGCCCAGAUGCAGCUUGCCCAAAACGAGGUCAUCUGCAAGAGAAUGAGAUUGAAUGUAUGGUUGCAUCUGAAAUUAUGCAAAGAUAUAAAAAGCUGCAGUUUGAAAGAGAAGUACUGCUGGAUCCCUGCCGGACAUGGUGCCCAUCUUCUUCUUGCCAGGCUGUUUGCCAGCUUCAAGAUAUGGGGCCGCAAACGCCACAGCUGGUGCAGUGUAAGGCAUGCAACAUGGAAUUCUGUUCUUCUUGCAAAGCCAAUUGGCAUCCUGGGCAAGGCUGCCAAGAAACAAUGCCAGUCACCUUCCUCCCCGGAGAAACAAGCUCAUCUUUCAAAAUAGACGAGGAAGACGCACCAAUCAAACGCUGCCCAAAGUGCCGAGUGUACAUUGAACGGGAUGAAGGCUGUGCCCAAAUGAUGUGCAAAAACUGCAAACAUGCAUUCUGCUGGUACUGCCUGGAGUCCUUAGAUGAUGACUUCCUCUUAAUACAUUAUGAUAAAGGACCUUGUCGGAACAAGCUUGGUCACUCCAGAGCAUCUGUAAUCUGGCAUAGAACGCAGGUGGUGGGCAUUUUCGCUGGCUUUGGCCUUUUGCUGUUAGUGGCCUCCCCUUUCCUGUUACUGGCGACACCCUUUGUCCUUUGCUGCAAAUGCAAGUGUCAUAAAGGUGAUGAUGAUCCCCUACCGACCUAGACCCAGGGAAGACUGGACUGAUGCCUUUGGGGAAACAUGGUUCUCUCCUCCUCCCACUCCCUCCCCUGCCCUCACACUCCCCAUUGUUACAGCCUCACGUGCCCCAUCCUGCUUCCCAGCGACACAUGGUGCCAUGAUUCUGGGGACUGAUGUCAAGGCAGUUGCAAAGGCCCACUUACAGAGGUUCAGCAGGAAUGUGGAAGAUGAGUCAGGCAUGGAGUGUCUGUUGUACAGGGAGAAACAUGUCAGCGGAUUUUCAAAGGGAGACGCAGCCGGUAAAAUAUGUGAUAACUUUGUAUGUCCAGAGACUAUGGGGAGGGAGGCCAAACAUGGCAGAUCCAUAGCCUAAAAGACAUUCAAUCACAAAGCAUUGUCCCAAUCGGCAUCAAGAUGGAAUCCUCCUCUGUAGAGAAGGGAUUUGAGAAUCACUUGCCACUUCAAACAGAAUCAGUGUGAGCAGAUUUUGGAGACCUCUGUUGAUGACACUCCAUUUUAUAGUUGGCAUUGCCAAAUCCUUCUCAGUAGGAGUCUUUUUUUUUCAUCUGGAUAGUAGAAAUUGACCGGCUGCCUAGAAACCAUUGCAGGCCCUUUUUGAAGGUGGAGGGGGGGAAGAGGAUCGUGUGGGAGGAGAGGAAAAUUGCUGCCUCAAGACUUGUCCAGCUUUGCUGCAUUUUGAAGCAUUUAGAAGGUCUCAUGUGCUUUGUCUUGUUCUGAUGUCUUUUGAAAAGCUGUUAGUUGGAGUAGGGAGGGACGCAAACCUCCCCCAUGGAUGUUCUUUGUGAAAAUUACUGCCAUGUUUGAAAGAGCAUCCUUGUCAGUCUUUCUGAAUUUAUAUGGCUGUUUCAGGAUGCACCCCACACAUAGGGCUCAUAAUUUCUUACACAGGUAUCAGGAUUCUUUUUAUGUCUCUAAACCAAAUGUGUAAAUAGUUCAGUUCAGAAUCGCUAGGGUUUAAGAAACCUGAAGCUGCUUGCUUCUGUCUUAUUAAACAAGGAGAAAGAACAGUGCAGUAUUACUGUCUCAUUAGCUACCUGCAGACUCACUCAUAGCCCAGCAGGGAUAUCUCCUUUAGAAAGCAAGAAAGUUCUCCUCUUUGUGAAACUAGAAGAGUUCCUGGAAUUUGUAUUUCACUUUCAAAAAGUUAUUUAGCUAUUUUAAAAAAUUACUUUCUUGUCCCAGUGCUAUUCGUAAUGCCACUAUGACCCACAUCCCCCCACAAGAGUCAUUCAAUUCACUGUCUUUUGGGGUUUGGUUAUGUUGUCAACUCUGGUGCUUUGUGAUGGUUUCCAGGAUUCAGAAGCUACCUGGAGGCCAAUAGCACACAAUCAACCAUAAAAUGCAAAUUACUCUGCCUAUGAGCUUCAAGAAGAACAGAAAUUGUGCACUUUGAAAGUGGUUUGUGAUAAAAUGGGCUAAGAGCUACAAAUGUUUUAUGAAGGCAGACUGACUGCUCUGCUUAUGUCACAUAAAUAUAAUAGGUCCUGUUACCAUGAGGCUGGUUCUCAAUACCAUGCUACGUUCCCUGUCGCUUAUGUGAUCUACUGUCCAUGUAAAAAAAAAAUUAAACCAUAGCUUUUAUUAGAGAUAUUUUUCUUCUUCUUUAGAACUCGAUGGACAAGAAACAAUCUUCCAGAUAGAUUUAAGCAAAAAAAUCCCCGCUUAGGAUCAGAGUUGGCAAGAGCUUUCUAGAUCAUUUGAACAAAUCCCUUCAUUUUUCAAAGGAGGAGCUGGGCCAAGAGAAGGGCUGUGACUUGAACAAAGUCAGUUGAGCAGUAGUUAGCAGAGCCAGGGUUGGGAUCAUGGGGACCUAAGUCCCCAACACUAGAGAGGGAAAAGUGUGACUUUUCCCAGUCAUUUCUGUCAGUUUUUCAUUUUGAACUAUUUGAAUAUUUAUCUCACUUCUCGACUUGCCUUUCUGAGGGUAGAAAUUUUACCCAAGUUGAAAAUAGGGCACCAUUCUGUUUCCUGCCACAUUUCACCCAUAGAGAAUUACAAAAUAAAUUUUUUCUCUUUCACUCCUGUUCAAGUUUACUAGGGGAACUAAGUCUAUUUUGAGAGCUAGUUGAUAUCCAAUUUACAUUAUUUUUUACUUCCCCUCCAAGUGAUUAUUUAAAGUUUACCAUUGAUUAAAUAAUAAAGCCCUUGAGAUAAACCCACUGAAGACUGAGACUCAAACUGUGGGUGUGUUGUGCAUGGUUGUCAAGGAGGCCCCUGGGUAGAGUUCUUUGAUAAAUGGAAAAAGGGGAUUAAAAAAUCAUCUUGGAGAGCAUUAUGUAAGAAGUAACUACUGACAUAAAUGCUAGGGACCUCAGCAGAGACUCCAGGAAUUAAAUAAUCUAGAAGAAUCAUCAGCAAACUACCACACAAUGCAUGGCCGAUGGCCAGCUUUCCAUCACAUUUGGGCUGAUCGCAAGGCCUAUGCCCUUCUCCCUACUGCUUACAACAGCCCCUGCUCAUGUCAAUAAUUACAAUCAUUAAUACUGUUCCUAUCCUUCCAGUGUUAGCAUACAUGUACUCUGAUCCUGGCUCAUCAAGCUUAGGUUUUAGCACUUAGGAAUUUUAGGAUCUUAGAAUAAGAUUCACAGCAGUGACCUUUCAGGUCAUCUAAUUUAAUCCUUAUCCAGUAGAAGAGUCUCCCUCUGUUGUAUUCCUAAUGAUUGGUCAUUCAGCCUUUGCUUGAACACUUCCAAUGUCAAGGAACCUACUGUCUCAACAAGGCAAUCCAUUCUGUUCAUGGAACAAUUUCAUUGUAAGAAAAUUCAUCCUCAUGCUAAAGGAUUUUACAUAACAUAACAUAAUUUAUAUCAUAACAUUUUCAAAAUGAUUUAUAGCUGCAAAGGUGAAGCCUCGGAUGAAUUUUAUUCUUUGAUCAUUACAACUCUCUGAGGUAAGUAGUGUAUUAUUAGCCUUGUUUUGCAAAUGAGGAAACAGAGGCUUAGAGAAAUUAAACGAUUUGCCCAAUUCUCCACCAUUAACUCGCAGUAAUAUUUGAACUUGAAGCAAAGCCUUCUGACUUCAGUCCAGUGCUCUUUUCACUUUGCCGUUUUGGAAACAUUGCCAAAGGUCCAAACUCCAUCAAUUAUUAAAAGAUCAGGUUUCCCUAUCAAGUGUAAGCUCCAUUGCUUGAGGCAUGGAGUCAGUUCCACCUGGGAUAAGAUGUCCAUUUAUGUCCACACUUAGAGUUGUACCUUGGACUCUGAUUUUCAGUGGGCACUUAAUUGAUGGUGGUAAUAACUUAUUUUUUUCCAUAAUGCUUUGAAGUUUCCAAAUAAUUUUCAUUACAUUGUUACCGCCAUUUUUCUGAUGAGAAAUCUGAGGCUUAAGGUUAUGAAGUGACCCACCCAUGGUCACAUAGCUAUGGAGUAGGCCAUUUCAGACACCAACCUCAGGGACUUAAGUAUAAAAGGGAAUAUUUCUAGGGAAAAAAAAUAAUUGUUGGCAGCCAGAAAAGUGUGUAAUUGUUUCAGUGACUGGUGGGUCUUAUGUUCUGCCCUGAGCAUACCUUGGGGUCUGGGUUUGAUUUCUGAGCAAAUGUCAUCUGCCUUACUUUGACAUAACCAUUUAUGCUGACACAUCUGUGGCAUCAUGUCACAUCUGAUUUACCGAUACCUCGACAGUUUCCAUUGAGCCAAUUUUGUCUUUAGUGAGAAACAAUGUUCCUUCUAUGAGUCUCUGAUGAAGAGGUGUCUUGGUAUGAUAUAAAGAGUGCUAGACAGAGUCAAGAAGUUGUGGGUUCAAAUCCCCCCUUCAGAACAUUCUGGCUAUGUGACUAUGGGUAAGUUACAUUCCUUUCUGAGGCUGAGUUUUCUCAUCUGUAAAAUGGGUAUAAUAAUAAUAAUACCUCUAGUAUCUACCUCAUAGUGUUGCUGAGAGGCUCAAAAUGGAUAAUGUAUGUAAAAUGUUUUGCAAACCUUAAAGCUGUGUAUCAGAAUUAGCUGUUGCGAUUACUGCUAUUCACUCUCAUUAGCAUAUCACACUGGGUCAGAACAUUGUUCUCUCCGGCAGCACCCCAGUGAACUCAUCAAUUAGGGCAUUCUUUCCAUUGAUGCUGUAGAUGCCUUCCCAGUCUGUGUGACUUUACAUAAGCUCCACAGGGCAUGAUCUGCCUAGUUUUCCCAGGGUCUUUCUUGCCUUUUUGUGGCAUCAAAGAUAACAGUGGAGAAGGAAGGCUAUGCAGAGGCUAGCCUCCCACUCUCUACAUGCCCAUCACACGUUGUUAACUGUAUUUGUAGCUCUGACAACAUAAGAUACGUAAAACUGGAGAUGAAACCCGUGAUGAGAUUUUUGAACCUGACACCCAACAGAAGCAUUGGGAACAAUCUCCUUGCUCGUUGAUACCAUGAACAAUCACUCACAUUCCUGUAACACUUCAGAGUUUACGAGUAUUUCCCUCAUAAAACCCCUUGAGAGUUAAGUGGUGUGAGUAAUAACUAUCCUUGUUUCCCACAUGAGGAAAUUGAGGCUCAGAGAGACCUUAUGCUUGUGAUCAUAAGGCCAGUCAAUGUAAGGGCAAAGACUUGAGCCCAGGUAUCCUUCCUUAAAGCCCAACAUUCUUUCAUGAGAUAAUGGAUUUAGAACUGGAAGAUACCAUAGACACUAUGUAGUGCAGCCUCCUCAUUUUAGAGAGGAAGCAGAUCUAGAAUGAUGAAGUUACUUGCCCAAAUCACGCUGGAAUUAAAUGACAGAAUAGGAAUUUGAACUCAGGUCCUUUGACUUUCCUAUGACAUCACCUCUACCGUACUGCAAUGCCUCUUGCAUAGAUUGGCAACACCACAUUAAUUUCAUGUUAGUCAAUUCCACACUGUUCUCUUCAUUUGCAUUCUCUUAAUCCUUCAACUUUAUUAUAUCAUUUGCCUUGUAAGAUAAUAAUGUGACUGCUUUAUAAUGCUGGGGUGAGAAGGGACAAACUAACUGUGUUAUUUACAUCAAUCCAUCUUUCAUGAAUUGGUCUUGGCUGGGCGUGGGGUACAUAGUGCAGUUUCUGGUAUAUCUAAAUCACUACAAUAAGCCAAUUUAACUGAAAUGAAUCUGUGAUCUCAUGCUUUUGGAAGUCCCACCCUCCUCAGUCAUACAGAUUAUAGCUGCCUCAUCGAGUUGCUCCGGGAUGCCUGCUCAUCCUGGGCUACUCUUGUCUGUGUCCUCUCCAAAGUUCAACACCUUAACACACAGUUUUAUCAUACUUGAGAGAUCCUCCUGCUUGGAUUCAUCCAGAAGGUGCUGUUACCCACCUGACUUGGCUUCAGUUUCUGUUGCCCAAGGCAGCUGCCCUCAGGGAUGCUCUUGCCUCUGAAACAAGGGGUGAAACAUUUGAAGUGAGAACCAAGCUGUUAAAGGACCUUAUAAGGGACAUUCAACUCCAUUCCUUUUUUCCCCAAUACCACAAAACUGAAAAAAAAAUUUCUUCCCACUCCAAGAAUGGGGUCAAGAAUACGUUUUCCAGAACACCUGAUUUUAGAACAGGUCAGAUUUCCUGUUUGGAAACCUAGGUCCCUGGUAAAAAAAGCAAUGCCUAGCAAUGCACUAAUUAUAUAAGAACUAAGAUAAUAUUUUCUAAUGGCAUUACAGUGAAAUCUCUUCCUAUAUCACAAAAGAAUACUGCCCUUGGUCUACUUAAAAAUUAAGGUCUCACACAGCAACGUAUUUGUGGGUGGGAUCUGUGUAUGUUUCUCAUUCUUUUUUUUUUUUACUGAAAACAUGACAAUUAAAAUAUCAAGAAAAUACAUAUAGCAUGUGUGAAAACCAAAGCUUGUGUACUUCCUAUAACUAACCUAAGCCCUUAUGAAAAUGGACAAAAUAAUGAGUUUGCUGUAAACAUUAUGAAUAAUAUCCAAGGGAGGCAAGAAGAGCAGCAUUAAUACAGAAUUGUUAAAGUGCUUAAAUAGAGCAUGCCGUUUGUGUCUUAAGCCCUCCUGGAUUUUAUUCUGGCUUUGGUUUGUGAAACCUCUUCUUCCACAAUUCCAGGAACAUUAGGUGCAGGUAUGUGCUAUAUGACCCAACCUUUUUUUUUUCCCUUGCUUAUUUGCCGCGGACGUAUUUUAACCCUAUAUAGAGAUAUGCAUGAAUGAGUCAUGCAGUUGUAUAAAUUAUAUAUUGCACCAGAUGAUGGUUUAAAAAAAGGAAAAAAAAUGUUCGGUUUGUGUGUUUGAAAUAUAAGUACAUUUUGUGCCACUAACACUGUGAUGUAUAAAAUGAGCUGUUUGAAUGCCUUUUAAUGUUGUGUUUUGUACUUGGAAUCAUAUUGAAAAGUUUAAUUUGUAAUUUCAAUACAUAUUUUAAAUGAU